Molecule: messenger RNA, 12079 nt
Organism: Heterocephalus glaber (naked mole-rat)
Lineage: Eukaryota; Metazoa; Chordata; Mammalia; Rodentia; Bathyergidae
Source: RefSeq, a predicted model, not a curated record
UUCCCAAAGGGCAACGGGUCCGGCCAUGUUUCUUCCAUGCUCCUCUCGGCCAGCUGACACACAUGCGGUCGGCGCCAUAGCAACGGUAGCUAGCUAGAGGCCGGGGAAGAGUGGAGAUAUAGGCCAUGUCUGGUCCAGCUGAUGAGACUGCAGGAGACCUGCCUGUGAAAGAUAUAGGUCUAAACCUCUUUGGAGUGGGAGGAUUACAAGAAACUUCAACAUCACGGACAAUGAAGUCUCGCCAGGCAGUAUCACGUGUCAGUCGUGAGGAACUGGAAGACAGAUUUUUGCGUUUGCAUGAGGAGAACAUUUUACUUAAGCAGCAUGCCCGCAAGCAAGAGGAUAAAAUUAAAAGAAUGGCCACCAAGUUAAUACGGCUAGUUAAUGACAAGAAAAGAUAUGAGCGGGUUGGUGGCGGCCCCAAGCGGCUGGGACGAGAUGUGGAAAUGGAAGAAAUGAUUGAACAGCUGCAAGAGAAAGUUCACGAGCUUGAAAGACAAAAUGAAGUCCUCAAAAACAGACUAAUUUCAGCCAAACAGCAACUUCAAAUCCAGGGUUACAGGCAAACUCCAUAUAAUUAUGUACAAUCUCGCAUUAACACUGGGCGUAGAAAAGUGAAUGAAAAUGCAAGCUUACAGGAGUGUUCCAAGAAAGGUAUAAGAUUCCAAGAUAUAGAUGUACCAGAAACUGCGCAACCCAUCCUUACAAAAUAUGGCAAAAGUUUACUUGAAGAAGCCAGAGGAGAAAUAAGAAAUUUAGAAAAUGUUACUCAGUCACAGAGAGCCCAGAUAGAAGAGUUAGAGCAUUUGGUUGAUAUCCUGAAAACUCAGUUGAAAAGAAAAGAAAAUGAAAUUGAGUUAUCUCUCCUUCAGAUUCGAGAACAACAAGCUACAGAUCAAAGAUCAAAUAUUCGAGACAAUGUAGAAAUGAUUAAGCUUCAUAAACAACUCGUGGAAAAAAGCAAUGCUCUUUCAGUAAUGGAAGGAAAAUUUAUUCAGCUUCAAGAGAAACAAAGAACUCUCAGGAUCAGCCAUGAUGCUUUGAUGGCAAAUGGAGAUGAACUAAAUAUGCAACUUAAAGAGCAACGUUUAAAAUGCUGCAGUCUUGAGAAACAAUUACAUUCCAUGACAUUUUCUGAAAGAAGAAUAGAAGAGCUUCAAGAUAGAAUUAAUGAUUUAGAAAAGGAACGGGAACUUUUAAAGGAAAACUAUGAUAAACUUUAUAACAGUGCCUUCAGUGCUGCCCAUGAAGAGCAAUGGAUGUUAAAGGAACAGCAGCUGAAAGUGCACAUUGCUCAGCUCGAGACUGCCUUAAAAUCUGAUUUAACAGACAAAACUGAAAUCCUUGACAGAUUAAAAACUGAAAGAGGACCCUUAAUACACCAAAAUGAGAAACUCAUUCAAGAGAAUAGAGAUCUACAAUUACAGUAUCUGGAACAAAAGCAGCAACUUGAUGAACUUAAAAACCGCAUGAAGUUUUUCAACCAGGAGAGUGAUAUUAAUGCUGAUGAACUGAGUGAAGCUCUCCUGCUUAUAAAGGCUCAAAAAGAACAAAAAAAUGGUGAUCUUUUCUUUUUAGAAAAAAUUGACAGUAAAAUUAAUAAAGAUCUAGAAUGCUCCAUAAGAAAACUACAAGCAACUCAUGCAGAAACAGUGCAAGAACUUGAAAAGACAAGAAACAUGCUAAUUAUGCAACAUAAAAUUAAUAAAGAUUAUCAGAUGGAAGUGGAGGCAGUGACCCAUAAAAUGGAAAAUUUGCAGCAAGAUUAUGAAUUCAAAGUAGAACAAUACGUUCAUCUCCUUGAUAUCAGGGCUGCACGCAUCCAGAAACUAGAAGCCCAGUUAAAGGAUAUUGCCUAUGGCACGAAGCAGUACAAAUUUAAACCAGAAAUCAUGCCGGAUGACUCUGUCGAUGAAUUUGAUGAGACUAUCCACCUAGAGCGAGGCGAAAAUCUAUUUGAAAUCCAUAUCAACAAAAUAACCUUUUCUUCAGAAGUUUUACAGGCAUCUGGAGAUAAAGAGCCUAUCACUUUCUGUACCUAUGCCUUCUAUGAUUUUGAACUACAGACAACUCCCAUAGUGCGAGGCCUUCACCCAAAAUAUAACUUCACUUCCCAAUACCUUGUUCAUGUUAAUGACUUAUUUUUGCAAUAUAUUCAGAAGAAUACUGUCACCCUUGAGGUCCACCAAGCUUACAGCACAGAUUAUGAAACAAUCGCAGCAUGUCAAUUGAGAUUCCAUAAAAUUCUAGAAAAAAGUGGUCGAAUAUUUUACACAGCAAGUUUGGUUGGAACUAAAGGAGACAUCCCAAAUUUUGGCACAGUAGAGUACUGGUUCCAAUUAAGAGUUCCCAUGGAUCAAGCAAUUCGACUUUAUCAAGAACGAGCAAAGGCUCUGGGAUAUAUAACAUCAACUUUUAAGGAGCCAGAGCAAAUGCAAUCAUUAAGUCAGCAAGUACCCAAAACUGCUCAGCUCAGUUCAGCAGAUUCCACAGAUGGGAACUUAAAUGAACUUCACAUUACAAUAAGAUGUUGCAGCCACCUGCAGUCCCGAGCAAGCCACCUGCAACCACACCCAUAUGUUGUGUACAAGUUUUUUGAUUUUGCAGACCAUGAUACAGCCAUCAUUCCCAGUAGCAGUGAUCCACAAUUUGAUGACUAUAUGUGUUUCCCAGUGCCAAUGAAUAUGGAUUUGGAUCGAUACCUUAAGUCAGAGUCUCUGGGUUUUUAUGUGUUUGAUGAUAGUGAUACCCAGGAGAAUAUUUACAUAGGAAAAGUCAAUGUGCCUCUGAUUUCACUGGCACAUGACAGGUGCAUCUCAGGAAUAUUUGAGUUAACAGAUCAUCAAAAACAUCCUGCAGGCACCAUCCAUGUUAUAUUGAAAUGGAAAUUUGCUUACCUUCCACCAAGUGGAUCAGUAACUCCUGAAGACUUAGGAAAUUUCAUACACAGAAAAGAGCCAGAAAUUAUUCAAAGAUUACCUCCAACGUCCUCUGAUAGCAUACCAGUUGUAGCACCAAGAGCUAAACCAAGACAACGUUUAAGACCUAUAGAUAAGAAGGUGUCUUUUGUGGAUACUAUGCCACAUCACAAUUCUGAGAUUUGUAUCCCUCCUGAAGAUAUGAAGGAAAUUUCACCAGAUGUGGAGUGUACACCAGAAAUAGAUAAUAAUAUACCAGCUAUUUCACAUAUUCCCAAGAUUUCACAAGAAAGCAUUAUAGCUAAGGUAAAAGACAAUGCUGAGAAAACACACCAAGGAAAAGAAGAGGAUAUAUCUUUACUAUCUGAGGGCCAACUUGCAGAACAAAGCUUGGCUUCUUCUGAAGAUGAAACAGAAAUAACAGAAGAAAUAGAACCAGAAGAUGAAGAGGACAGAUCAGCUUCUGACAGUGAUGACUGUAUUAUUCCAGGUCCUCUCUCCAAGCAUGUCAAGCAGAGACUGAGAGGUCCUAAGAUCUACAGUCAGCAAGCCGGUGGAGAACUGGUGGCGCCGUGACAAACUGAGCCCGCAGGCCUAAUAGAACCAGAGUCAAUGGUGUGAGAAAGCCAGCAGACUCAAGAACCAUGAAGAGCCAAUCCACAUUUGAAGACAGAAAAAGACCCAUGACCCAGUUCAAGAAAGUCAGGAAGGAGAAAUUCCCUCUUACCUAGACUUUUUGUCCUAGUGAAGUCUUCAACUUAUUGGAUUUGACCUACCUACAUGAGGGAGAGAAGUCUGCUUGACUUGAUCUAUGGUGAUUCAAAUAUCAGUUUUACGAGAAACCUCCUCACAGAUGCCCAGAAUAAUAUUGGACCAAAUGUCUGAGCACCUAGUCAGGUUGACAAAGAAAAUUAACAGUCACACCAUUUUACUAGCAAUCCUCCCCCCAUUCAUCAUAAGUCUGCAUAUUUGACUCAGACAUUGCCUUCUUAUGCAUCAAUAGUUUUUCUGCAAGUUUUUUGGUUACAAAUACGAUUUAGCCUUUCGAACACAAGGAUAUGAGAAAUGACAUACUAAAUCAGGCUAGAAGUCUAUAAUGAGUUAUCCAGGGAUACAUUUAUCUUGUCAGUCUACAAUCAGCACUCAGACCUCUUGUCAUAACAACAAUGUCAAUAAUUAGUAUCAUAUUAAUAAAGCAUAAAGAAGAUUUAGCUAAUAUGUGGCCUAUCUCCUCAUUUUUUCCAGAUUAGUAAAAUAAGAUAGAUCUUGAGAGAAAAAGUGACUUGCUUACAAUUAUUCUACUGAUUAAGGAAAUUAAGGGGAAGGAGAAAUUUGGAGUGAUUUUUUGUAAGAGACAUCAUGGAAGUUAUGCCCAUGAGCCGGCCUGCCCUUCUCGUUCCCUUUCUCAUGGGCUGCUUUUCUUUUAAUCAUUUUGAGCUGAAUUUCUCUGCAUGCUUAAUGCCCAAAGAUAGUCAUGAGAAAAUGCCCAGCCCCAAGGAGAGAGACAUAAUUAGCUACAGCUAGCUUCUGGAUUGAAUCCAGGUGUGCACCAUUCAUCAAGUUACACGAAACAGGGCAUGUCCUGCUACAACUAUGACAUGUCAAAGAUGUGGAGAAAGUCAUGUGCACUUCUCAUAUAGGGAGGGAGUGUACACUGUGUGUUUCAGAAGUCCAGAAGGCACUAAGCAGGGCAACCUUUCUGUGGGAAGAUGUGGAAGGCUUCAGUUACAGUACAGCCAGCUAUAGUUUGAAUUUUAUCCUUUAGUAGAUACUAAAAGACAAUGCAAUAUCCGAUUUUAUUUUCUAAACACUUUACUCAUUAUCUAAAUUCAACAUUGAACGUAUGGAAAAUUUUAAAUCAUACACUCUCAGACCAGUGAUUCUAGCUGGGAACAGUCUUGUUGCCCAAGGGACAUUUGACCAUGUCUGCAGACAUGUUUGGUUGUCACAUUAGGAGAAAGUGUUACUAGCAUCCAAUGGACAGAGAUCAAGGUUGCCACUCAACACAUUGCAGUGUUCAGAACCCAGAAUAAGAACUAUCUAACUGGAAACAUUAAUGGUUCAGAGGUUGAGAAAUCUUGCCUUAGACCUACAAUAGAACCAUGUCCAUGCUGGCAAUGUUGCUAGCAUCUCAGUGAAGUUGUACAUUGCUCUUACCUAAAGUAGAACAAAGAUGCAUGAUUAGUAGGAACUGGUUCUCUAAAAUAUUCAGCUAAUUCUGAUGCACAUGUAUUAUCUCUUUGUAAUAAACCAAGGCUUUUUUUAUUGUUAUUUCUGGGAAAGUAAUGUGUGUUACUUUGCUACAGCCUAAUACAGUCUUCAUUUCCUGUCUAAAAUGUGAAUUCUUGUAAUAGUUUUUCAGAUGCUGUCCCCAAAGUGUGAACAUCAUUUAAAGCUAACAGUUCUUCAUGCCUCAGUAGCCAUUAAUCAGUUUCUAUGUACUUUUAAAAGUUCUUACAGUAGCAUGUACUGGCCAGUAUCUUAUGUUAACAGGUGAAAUUUAGUUUUGUUAAAUUAUGUAUAGCAAAUAUAGUAAAAUGCUAUAAUCUGUAAGCAUUGAGGGGAAAAACUAAAGAAAUCAACAUAAUAGUGCCUGCUGUGGUUUGAUGAGUUUGUCCUCUCCAAACUUCAUGCUGAAACUUGAUCCCCAGUGCAGCAGUAUUAAGAGCUUUGGCUGUUAGCAGGUGAUUAAAUGGUGCUGGCACCAUGAUCAUAAAUGAGAUUGGCUCCCUCAUAAUAGAGCAUGAUGUUGAAAGGAGAGUUGUCUUGAUCUUCUGCUCCUCUGCCAUGUGGAGGACAUCUUUUUCUUUAAAGAUUGCAAAAGUCAUACAAAGAUCUCUUAUAUAUUAUUUACCCAACUUCACAAAUUGUUAACAUUUUGCUACAUUUGUCUUAUCCAUUUCCAGUCUCUCUUUUAUUUUUGUAUAUAUGCCUGCACCUAUGUACUUAUUUAUAAACACAUUCUUACACAAGUGCUAUGAAGCAUUUGAGAAUUGCAUAAAUCAUGCCCCUUUAUGUCUAAAUUCUGAAGACUAAUGAUACAAUAUUGUUAGGUAAUUCUGAGAAUAUAGGAAAAAAAACUCCAUUUAUCCUGCUAUAUUCCCAUUAUAUAACACUCUCACACCACUUCUGUGACAAGAUAUAUGUGAGAUUUUUCCCUCAUACACCAAGGAUGGUGAUCUCUAAUUUCACUUCAAUUCUGACAUUAUCUACCUAGAGGUAGUAAUGUCAGAUCCUUGGUAAGGAAGGGCUCAAUCCCACAAGAUUGCCUCCCCUUCAGAUGCCAGUGACAACCCCAAGUAGUUUAACCUGUGCUUCUGGCCAGCCAGCAAGCUGCACAUUAAGGUUUCCAUGACCCUUACCUUGGGUUCAAUUAAUUUGCAAAAGAGGCUUACAGAACUAAGAGAAACACUUAUCUACUUUCACUGGUUUACUAUGAAGGUUACUACAAAGGAUACAGAUGAAAAAAUGCACAGGACAAGGUGGGUGAGAAGGGAUACAGUGCAUCACCCUCUGGGCACCUCCCCAUAUUCAGCUAUCUCAGAGCUUUCCAAUCCCAUUCCUUUGGGGUUUUUAUGGAUACUUCAUUAGGUAGGCAUGAUUGAUUAAGUCAUUGGCCAUUAAUGAUCUACUUAACCUUUAGCCCCUCUCCCCUCCCUGGAGGUUAGGGGUUUGAGCUGAAAGUCCCAACCCUUUCAUCUUACACUGAUCUUUCCAGGGAGUCAGUCAUGUUCUUAGCAUACAAAAGAAUUGUUCUCACUCUAGAGGCUCCAUCCAAGGUUUUAGGAGCUAGCUGUAUGCCAGGAUACUGGGCAAAGACCAAACAUACACAGUAUUUCACAAUAUCAUAGCAACCUAUAGUUCUCAUUAAAACUUUGCCAACUACCUCAAUAGUAUAAUUUAUAAUAUUUUGAUCUAGUCUAAGAUCCAAUCCGGAUCACAUAUUGCAUUUUUUUUCAUGUCCCUUUAACCUCCCUUAAUCUGUAAUUAUUCCUCAGCAUUUGUUUUGGUCUUUCCUAAUACUGAUAUAUAGGCCAUUUAUUAAUAUUAUAGAAUAUCCUUCAAUUUGGAUUCAUCUGGUGUUUCCUCAAGAUCAGAUUUUGGUAGGAAUAGUACAAAAACAAUACUAUGGGUUUUUUUCCCUCUCCAGUACCGGGGAUCAACCUCAGGACCUUGCACUUGCAAGGUAGGCGCAGGGCCACUGAGCUAAAUCCCCAGCCCCCUUCUGUGUCUUUUUCACUGCAUCAUAUCAAAAGGAACAGAGGGCCAGGGAUUUGGCUCAGUGGUUUGGCUCAGUGGUUCCAGCGCCUGCCUCGAAAGCACAAGGUCCUGAGUUCAAUCCCCGGUACCAAAAAAAAAGGAACAGAAUGUCAUUUUGUCCAAUUACUGAUGGUAUCAAUUUUCAUUGAAUUAUUAUGUCACAAACCCUUUUUUAAGCCUAAAAAUACCUGUAACUCAUUAGAUUAUUUGUCUCUUUUGAAACUACAUUGGGCCAAAAUCUCAGACAAUGAUACAUAGUCUUUAUAAGAAGGAAGGUAUGUAGGUCAGCUUCCAUUACUCUAACAAAGUACCUGAGAUAAUCAACUUACAGAGAAAAAAAGGUUGUUUUGUCUUAUAGUUCUGGUUUAGUGUCUGUUUAGUCCAGGGAAGAUUGGUCCUGUUGAUUUUGGGCCUGUCACAAAGCAGCACAUUAUAGCAGGAACACAAGGCAGAGGAAGCCCAUUCGUCUCAUGAUUGGGGAUGAAUGAAGAGAGGUAUUUGGGGUCCUAAUAUCCCCUAUAAGGACAUGCUACCAAUGAACCAAUUUUCUUCUGGUAAGCUCUGCCUCUUAAAGUAGUACCAAGCUGGAAACCAAGCCUUUCGGGGACAUUUCAAAUCCAGAUUAUAUCAGAACAUGUUACCGAAUGCCUAAUAUGUGUUAAUCACAUUCUGCCUAAUAUCUCCUCACAGCAAUUCCUCAUUCAUGUGGAUAUUCUGUACACUGGGCAGACAUAAAAGAAGGAGCUCCUUCCCUCAAGGAACUCACAGUCUGUGGAGGAAACACCCUUAACAGUUGCCUUCCAUAUCCACAGGUUCUGUACAUCUAUCUUGCAAUUUAUUGCUUGUUACACACAAGAGCCUAGGUUAUAUCCACUAAAUUCAUCACCCAGCGACAUCUCAACUGAACUUUCACUUAUUUUUAUUAUCAUUGUUCCUUAGAUGAUAUAUUGUAACAACUAUUUACAUAGCAUUUAUCUAGAGACAAUAUGCGUAGGAGAAUAUGUGUAGGGUGUGUGAAAUGUUGCCCCAUUUUAUAUUAGGGACUUGAGUAGCUGAGGAGAGGAAGUGGUCCUGGCACUAGGCAAAGGGAAAACAGAGUCAUGAUGGGAGCACUAAGCAGGUGGGGGGUGGCAAAGGCAGCUUUGGGGACCUAUAAGUACCGUGGACUAACUGAUUGUGCCACUGGAGUGCCCUCUUUGGGGACCUUGAUCAAGGAUGACUUCCUAGAAUUAGUAAAGCCUGAACCAAAUUCUGAUGAGUAGGAGUCAGGAAAAAAUGGAGAAGGAUCUUUAGAGGCCAAAAGAACAAUAACAACAACAAAAAACCUCAGGAGAAUUUGAGAGAACAUAAAGCAUGGAUUGUUCUGGGAUCCAGAAAGAUGUUAGGAUGGGCUGAGACAAUUGUGGUCCACAUGAGGUGCCCCAGGAAAAUAGGCUUAAAAAAUGAGCACAGUCCUUAACAUUGAGGCCGUUCAGUAUUUUUAAAUAUUUUUGAGACAAGAUUUUGCUGUUUUGCCCAGGCUGCCUCAAACUCCUGGGCUCAAGUAAUUCUCCUGCCUCCACUUCCCAAGGAGGUGGGACUACUGUGUCACCUCUGAGUUAUUUUAAUAAAUGGAGGAAGAUUAACCGAUAUUUACUUGCAGUGUUCCAAGCCUUAUUCUAAGGAUUGGGAAUAGAACAAUGAAUAAGAGAAAUAUACCCCUGUUCUUAGGGACUUUGUAGUCUUCCAGUGCAUUUUAAAUGAUGCUGUAAAUAGUGUAAAGAAUAGAUUAAAGACACAAAGUUAAAAAAUAAUUAGAUGAACCUACUCCAUAGUUACCCCCACUUUAUAGACUUUUUAAAAAUUGCCUCCAUCCUACAAUGUUGCAAAAUUAGGACUAAAUGUAUCUUAGAUAGAUACCAUUUAUGCCAAUUAUGCUAUAGAAUUUGAAUUAUCUAAUAUACUGUGUAAGCAGUUUAAGGUCAUUCAGCUUCUGUGUGUAUGUGUUACAGAAUCUGACAGCUCAUAAUUAUAUCUUAGAAAUGUUGAUCCUUAAAAGGAAUGUCAUAGAUUUCUCAGGACUUCAGCAUAUUACUUGGUUCUUUCUCUUUUCUUCACGACUAUGAUCUAUAAUUAAUCACAGAUUACUUCAUUUUGUUUCAUUUCAUUUACAACAUUUAUGAGCUUCACUUUGUCAGUAUGAAAUGCUUGUCCCCUCCUUUCCUUUCCAAAGUGGUAUAAUUAGUGUUAGCAUCUUUUUUAACAGGCUACAUAAAGUUUAGUGACUGGAUUAAAUCAAGCCAUUAACAUAAUGUGCUACCCAAUUUGCCCCUAUCUCUCUUCGUUUCCCGGACAUCAAAGUGCCACAGAGCGCAAGUGUAAUUGGGCCUUGCUGGCCUGUCAGAUUCCGUCAGCCUGAUGACUGCUGCUUUUACUAAAAAGCUUCUAGGCAUGAUAAUUAAUGGGGGUGGGGGGAGCAGGAGUCUGAGAAAUAUAAAACUUUGGACAUUUCUCUAUGAAUAUUUUAUUAAUUUGAAUAAUCAGAAGUUAACAGUAUCAACUUGAUGUAUAAUACAUUGAUUAAAAGCCUUGUUUCAGGUCCUCAAAAUAGACAUCAAAAAUGAACAUUUGCAGUUGCCAUGGCAUUAAAAACAUUAACGAUUCUUCUUUUCCAUUAAUUCCAAUUCUAUAAUUUAAAUAAUGCAUUCAUUUUCCACAACAAAAUAUAUUGCCAUCAACUCACAGAUUUCUUAAAAUUCGCCCACAGGUGAGAAUGGGAAAUCACAGGCUGAAAGAGCAAUAGAGACUUCUGUGCAGUACAUAUUUACAUCAUUCUCUCUUGCUGUUCCUACUAAUAGCAGUUUUGUAAAAGCUGCCAUCUUCAAUUGUACUAAAUUGCAAUUGCACCUGGUAUCCAGAUUCUCUGAACAUUAGGCUGACAUUCCCAGGUGAUUCCAAUAAUGACAUUCAGCAAAAUAUUUUAAACUUUGAAAGUCAAAAUUCAAAAAGCAUUUUGCAUGUACAUUCAUGUAUGAAAAAUUAUAAAUCACUUAAGAAUCAAACAUAUCCUAUCAGUGGAUAAUAAACUCUUCUCACUGUUUUACAUGUGUAAACUUAGGCUAUAUAUAGUAGGUUUUAAAAUAUAUAAAACCAAAAGUUCAAAUUACUCUCCUGAUAAUAAUGCUUUUUGAGCUAUUUUUAUGUUUCACAACUUAAUUAUCUCUUACAAGUAUACUAGGAUCAUCUUUCCAUAAAAGCAUCCUAUUUCUUUUAGCAUAUGUACAAUAUUUCAUUAAAUGUAUUCCACAUUUAUUUAAACAAUCCCUCGUGAUGGACCCUUACAUUUCUAUCAGUUUUUCCUAAUGCAAACACUCCUAGUCAAAAAUGUACAUAAAAAUGUGUGAAAAUUCCUGUUUCCUUCUAUCACACUUUGCCAAACUAGUGGAUAAGAAAUUACACCUCACUAGUGAUUCCACUUAAAAAGAAAUAAAAAGUAUAUUCAUAUACACAUUACGUACAUACAUUUUAUAUGAGCAUACAGAUGCAACAUUUAUAAGCUAAAAUAUAAGCAAAAAAAAGUCUGGAAGGAUACAUGCCCAACAGUUUAGGAUUGAAUAUUUUUAGGCCAAUCGGCAAGUAAUGGCUCAUGUGCCAAAUCAGCCCUGUUUUAUUGGAACUCAGCCACACCCAUACAGUUACAUUUUGUCUAUAGCUGCUUUCAGUCUACAAGGGCAGAGUACUUGCAACAGAGACUAUGUAACCUACAUUGCCAAAAAUAUUUACUGCCUGGGUUUUUAUGGAAGAAAGUUGCCAGCCCUCAGGGAAUAGGAUGUGCUAAGUAACAUUUUGUAGGAGACCAUAGAUUUGGACUAGGAAACUGAACUGGGCUGAAGAGAACAAAACAGUAUAGAGUUUAAUCACAGUACCUGAGUUUUGGUUAGUUGCACAAGACUUUAUAACCAGUUAGCUAUUUAAGUUAUAAACAAUGAACUAGUCAGGCUGUCACCAGUUGACUGGUUGACUAGACUAUAGCCAGUUAAAUUGUUUUCUAUAAAUGCUGGCUGGUCACAUUGUUGGCUGAAGUUCUUAGAAUCUUCUGUGGUGCUAGGAACUGCCUAAAUCACCAAUCAGUUUUGAUUUGCUUUGCUCAAAUAAAUCCUACUAUGUUUAAUGUCUAAGGAAUUUUCCUUUUGACAUAUGAAACAAAGCUUUUUAUAUUUUACUUUUUAUAAUUUAUAUACUGAGUUAUUUUUCACAAUGAAUGUAGAUUGCCUCUAAAAAGGAAAUAAUUUGUUAGCUAAUUCUAAUUUUUGUACUGUGGGAGCUCAUCUAUAAAUAUCUUUAAAGGGCCAGUAGAUGUGGGAUGAAUCUUUCUUUGGUUUAGUAUGAUCCCUAAACCAGCAGCAUCAACAGCAUCUGAGAAUUUGUAAGAGAUGCAAAUUCUUGGGUCCUACUCCAGCCCUAAUGAACUAACGCUGAUUUAUCAUAUGAGUCUGGGGUGUGCUAAAGUGUCAGAACCAGAGCUUUAGGGAAAAGCAGCACUUCUCACCCUUUGUUGCACGUUAGAGUCACCUAGGGAACAGGUUUAAUGCCAACUCCUAAGAGAAUCAUGGAUAUAUACAAGAAAACAUAAAAAGAUAUUCAGCACAACACUAUUUGUAAUAGAAACUGUAAACAUUUAAUUAUUUGUCAGUAGGUAAAUGAACAAAUGGACUACAGAUUAUAUGUGGAAUUCUAUAGAAGCUAAUAUGAAUGAAUUUGAAUUAUAAAUACCAGAAACAGUAUUGAGUGAGAAACAAAUUGCAGAAUGAUAACUAGAAUAUGAUGCCACUAAUAUAAAAUCUAAGAACAGAAACGAAUACUAUAUAUUGUUUAGGAGAUAUAUAUAUAUAUUUAGGAGAUAUACAUAUUGUUUAGGAUAU